GGCUGAGUCUCGCGGAGCUCUGGCCAGCGUGCGUCACAAGAGCUGGAAGAGUCAGGCCGGUUGCGCGUGAUCGAAGGGCGAUAGGUAGCGACGAUGGAGAUCGAGCGGCCAGUGGCGCAGCAGCAGAACAUUGAUUUAAUUGACAUCCUGUGGAGGCAGGACAUAGAUCUCGGUGUUGUUCGUGAAGAUUUUGAUUAUAACUACAGACAAAAGGAAUAUGAGCUAGAGAAGCAGAAGAAACUUGAGAAGGAAAAGCAGGAACAGUUGCAGAAAGAACAAGAGAAGGCUUUACUGGCACACCUGCAGCUAGAUGAAGAAACGGGUGAAUUUGUUGCCAUUCGGCCAGCCAAGCACAGUGAACCUGAAAUCUCAGGAGGAAUUACAGAGCCUACACAGACUGUAAAGACGACGGAGAGAGAUGAUGGAGCUUUGUCAUUUGAUGAAUGUAUGCAGCUUCUUGCAGAGUCAUUUCCAUUUGUAAAUGAUAUAGAGUCUCGUCCAGUUGCCCUUGAACCUCCUGUUCCGGCCCGGACCAGUCCACAGCCAAUGUCUCCUCAUCAGGCACAGCAAGGAACUACUGCAAUCCUUCCAUCCACAGCACCUGAAUCAAACCCUCUGCAGGACUUGGAGCAAACCUGGCAAGAGCUGCUUUCAAUCCCAGAACUUCAGUGUUUGUACAUGCAGAAUGACGAUAUUACAAGUAUUGGAUCCACAGAAUAUUCUUCCAAAAGUAAAUCUUCUGAGAUGCAAAAUGACAGCUACAGCCUCAGUACAACUCUGUCAGCUGAUCAUGUGUCAGGCAGCAACACCAGUUUUCUCUCUCUCUUUGAUGGUCCAUAUGAGGAAGUAAUGCCAUCUGAAAGUCCCACACUUUUUCAGCCUAAAACAAAUCUGUCAGAUGGCAUGAACCUUUCAUUCAGCAAUAAUCAUUUCAGUGACCUGCUUUUCUCUACGUCUCUGAAUAUGCAGAGAAACAGCAACAUUUCCCAAAGUAACGAUAUGAAUGACUCACUCACUGGCAUUCUAGAUGAUUCUCUUCUUGAACAAAUCAAUAUCGCUCAGUUGGAGGUGAAUAAAGAUUUUGAUUGUAAUCAGCCACAAAAUUUGCCUGAGGUUCCGGAUUCUGACUCUGGCUUGUCUAUGGGCUCAAGCCCUGGUGGAUCCUCUCCAGGUAAUUCAAUGCAGUCAUCUGUUUGUGGAGAUGCUUCUAAUGGUUAUAGUGAUUCUGACACAGAUGACAUGGAAAGCUGUUCUAGGAGUGUUCAGCCUGAAUUUGGUGAAUUGUACCCAGUACAGUUUCAAAGUGACUGUAACUAUCAGGCACCCUCUCUUCACAGCCUUACAAAGUCAAAUGCUAGACAGAACCUUUACAACAAAGGACCAAAGGAUGACCUGCCAGUGAGUCCUGGGCACAAUAAAGUCCCAUUCACCAAAGAUAAGCAUUCAAAACGAUCGGAAGCUCGACUCUCCAGGGACGAGCAGAGGGCUAAAGCACUGAAUGUUCCUUUCUCUGUGAAAAAGAUUGUCAACCUUCCUGUUGAUGAUUUCAAUGAAAUGGUGUCCAAGUAUCAGCUCGGCGAGGCCCAGCUUGCUCUUAUCCGUGACAUCCGUCGCCGUGGCAAAAACAAGGUGGCUGCCCAGAAUUGCCGCAAGCGCAAACUAGAAAAUAUAUUGGGUCUUGAACAAGAUCUGGAUCUACUUAAAGAUGAGAAGGAGGAGCUUCUGCAAGAAAAGGGAGAACAUACCAAAAACCUCCUCCAGAUCAAGCAACAGUUGAACAAUCUAUAUCAUGAGGUCUUUAGUAUGCUACGAGAUGAAGAUGGAAAUUCGUAUUCUCCCAAUGAAUACUCAUUGCAGCAGACCAGUGAUGGCAGUGUAUUCCUUGUUCCCAGGAGCAAGAAACUUGAGAUAAAAAAAGAAUGAAAUGUCAAAAGAUCUGUUUUGUUGGACUUUUUUUAAAAUAAUAGAAAACUGAAACUCUUAUGAAUUGCAAGUUUGAGUUUUCCUUUUUCAUGUUAUUGAGUCUCCUAUGCAAAAGAAAACUAACUGAAGCUAUUUUUUAAAUUGCUAUUAGUGGCUUAGAGAUGAAACAAUGGCAAAGACUGCGAAUUGACUGUAAAUUCUCCUACAUUUUGCCAGUGCUUUUAUUUUGAUUAUUUCUCUAUUGCUUAUCACACCUUUUUUCUAUUAGUGUGCCUGUAUAGAUUUGUAAAUACUGCACAUUUUAUUUAUAUAUGCAGAUCUCAUUUGCUAUUAAAAUGAAAAUAUUUCAUAGAAUUAAAGAUUGUAUUUUAGUAAGCUAUGUCUCUUCUGUUGCAAGUACAGUACUUGUUUUAUAACCUUGUUAAAAAUGGAUAAAUGAGAGAAUUGAAAAUGUAUUAUGAUUUUUCAUUUUCUUUGCUUAGAAAAAAUAAAUAAAUGUAACUGUC
This is a messenger RNA of Rhincodon typus (whale shark), 2429 nucleotides long. It is a transcript of the gene nfe2l2a, whose product is annotated as nfe2 like bZIP transcription factor 2a. Gene Ontology annotation, molecular function: RNA polymerase II cis-regulatory region sequence-specific DNA binding; DNA-binding transcription factor activity, RNA polymerase II-specific. The coding region runs from base 94 to 1923 and encodes 609 amino acids. Lineage: Eukaryota; Metazoa; Chordata; Chondrichthyes; Orectolobiformes; Rhincodontidae. The transcript has 5 exons. Gene Ontology annotation, biological process: regulation of transcription by RNA polymerase II; cellular response to oxidative stress. The record is from RefSeq and is a predicted model, not a curated record. Gene Ontology annotation, cellular component: nucleus.